Molecule: messenger RNA, 1219 nt
Organism: Austrofundulus limnaeus
Lineage: Eukaryota; Metazoa; Chordata; Actinopteri; Cyprinodontiformes; Rivulidae
Gene: ncmap
Product: non-compact myelin associated protein
Exons: 4
Coding region: 275-712 (145 amino acids)
Biological process (GO): regulation of myelination
Cellular component (GO): paranode region of axon; Schmidt-Lanterman incisure; plasma membrane
Molecular function (GO): structural constituent of myelin sheath
Source: RefSeq, a predicted model, not a curated record
UUCACCCAGGCUUGUUCCUGGACACACUUUUCAUUUGGCUACAGCAGCUGGGGGAUUACUUUACGUAUUUCAUUUUUAUUUUUUCAAUUUUGGGAGCAGCUUCAAACCUCCUCUUCCCCCACCUGUCUCAGACCUGCUGUGAUUGCCUGGCCCCCACAGGUGGACUAUGCCCCCCUCAGCCAGCUGAGGGAGUGGGCUCUAUCUGCUCGGACUCCCAUCUGUAGUGGGCUAGAGCUGAAAACCAAAGAGGAGCCAUUUUUGGUUACUCCUGAAGAUGACGGCAUCUGUCUCAACGGCGCCCAACACUGCAGCUGCUCCCAACACAACCUCAGUCACCAAGUCUCAGGAACAAAUCCUCAUACAGAGUUCUGGAGCCAUGAUCGCUGUCAUCGUCAUCGGCAUCAUCAUCAUUCUUACACUUCUACUCAUCGUUCUGAAGACGUACAACAGGCGGACACAUGCGUCCAGACUCCUAGGAGGCAGUUCCAAACCUCGAGGCAAACAGUCCCAGUCCACAGUUCAGGGCAGCAUGCCUCUGAACCCCGUCGGCUCCYUGUCGGGCAGCAUCACCAACUCCAACCCAACCUCCGAGGCCCGAGUGGAGCUCAGCAGCGCCGAGGGCAAUCACUUGGAGCAGUUCAGCACCACCAGCGACUACAGCGGGUCCACUGUGGUCACCAUCCACGACACACCCUUGUCUGGAAACACAUAACACACACACACACACACACACACACACACACAUACACAAACACACACACACAGAAACUGAAAUUGACGGAUGAGUUAUUUUCAUCCCUGACAAUAAACUGUGCUGACUGAAUCCUGCAGGAGUCUUUGAUGUUGUUGCUGUCAACAUCAGCUGACUGGAUUACAAAAAUAUGCAUCCUGAACAAAGUGGAAUGACUUACAGGCAUUAUGUGAAGGAUAACGCUAAAACAAUAUUUUUAAGUACUGUUUUUUUUUUCUUUUUUUGCUCAGUGGAAGAGGGUUAGAUACACGGUGUAAAUUACCAUUAUUAGAAUUCUAAAAUUAAAGUUAGAAUUUCUGAGAAAAAAAAACUGAGUUCUGAAAAACACGUUUUUGCACAGCGGCCUUAAUACUUUUCCAAAGGGUUCAGAGUAAACUCCACAUACAAAGUWAGCAGCCUAUCAGUGAAGCCUCAAAUUGCUUUACAAUGUUAAAGUAUGUGUUCUCAAACAUAGUUCUGGCUGCAGUG